AUGUCUUAUCAGAUUCUUUGCACUCAUGCGGCAUUUAAUUGGUUAGAAUUGCAGAGUGUUGUGAUUUUCAAACCAUGGAGCAGUCAUAUGACUGAUGGAUGGCGUAAUACUACCACCAUACGUGGCACAGGAUAUCCGUCAUUCUAA
This is a messenger RNA of Funneliformis mosseae, 147 nucleotides long. The record is from the annotation of a GenBank genome assembly. Lineage: Eukaryota; Fungi; Glomeromycota; Glomeromycetes; Glomerales; Glomeraceae.